ACUAUCGGUUUACACACUUUGUGUGAAUAAAUGCAAUAUUAUUGCAUUUUUAACGAUUAAAUCAUUUACUAUGCGGUAGUUCUCGUAGCUAUUGAAAUUGUUAAAUGUUUAAGCAUACAGAUGCAACCAAAAUGCCAUUGAUCCUCACUUAGCAGGCACAUUAUCUGGAAUUGUAUUCCUAGGAAAACAAAGAUGGCGGGUAGAAUUCCAAAUGCGGGUGGAUUUGAUCCAGCGGAGAAAGUUAACUCCAAUACCCUAAAAAGGCACCCAAAGAUGGACCUGUCCCGUAAUGACCUCCUGCAGCUCCUCAGCUACCUCGAGGGCGAACUGCAAGCCCGUGAUGUCGUCAUAGCAACCCUCAAGGCAGAGAAGGCCAAGCAGCUGCUGUACCAGGCCAAGUAUGGGCGGUUUGGGCUGGGUGACCCAUUCUCUGCGAUGCAGCGCGACUCGGACAACAUGGCUGACAACACUUUCGACGAGUCGGCUAUUAAGUCAAUGUAUGACAACCAGCUAGCCCAGCUGGAGAACCUUAUCGCAACCCAGCGGAAGGCUCAGAUGAAGAUGCGGGAACAAAUGUUGUCUGCGGAGAAAAAAUACCAUAAGGUGUCUGCUGAGCUGGAGGAUGAACGUCGUAAGCAUGCCCAGGAUACAGCCCAGGGGGAUGAUGUAACUUAUAUGCUAGAGAAGGAACGAGAACGACUCAAUAAAGAGGUUGAUUUUGAGAAGGGGAAUACGAAGAAGAUGGAGAAGGACCUAAAGAAGACCCUGGCAAGUUUGGAGGAGGAGAGAGCCAGCUCUGGCAAACAUAAGCAGGUGGCCCUCAUGCUCAUCAAGGAGCGUAGAAAGCUGGUUGAGCGUUAUGUGGCAGAGAAGGAGCGAGCAGAUGAGGCUUACAGAGUAUUGGCAGAGGAGAGGAGCAAAUCCAUGAACAUGGCGGAGGGGCUUGUACAGGAAAGUAAAAAGUCGCUCAAAAUGGAGGCCACGAUGGAGCGGCAGGCCAGUGAGUUUGAUGUGGAACGCGAACAGUGGAGGAAUCGGCUCCAGCGAGAGGAGAACCGCAACAAGGACCUCUUAGGCCAGGUUGAGCAGUUGUCCUGGCAACUGGAGAAUGAGCAUAAAACUAAACCUGCUGGGUCUAAGGAUGCUGUACAUACUGUUGAAAUUAAGCAAAAUGUGUCAACACCUCAGACUAGAUUGUCUAGUGAAAGAACAACAGGGUCUUGGAGUCCAAAUACUCAAGCUAAUGUGUUAUCUAAACCUGGAGGCAAUAUUGUGGAAAGGGAGGCAGGUCUGUCUCCCAGGAGCGGAGGAGAAUUUAGUGUUCGAAAACGUGAUAAUAUGAGAUAUGCAAGUCCUCAAACAGUGAGUAUUGAUCGAGGACAUGCACAAUUCAGUGACUCAGAGGGUCGUGUUGGCCCCGUAGGGGCAGUCUCGGACAACAAACUAGUCAUGGAUGCCCAGUCAGGUCACAAACUCAGUGUCUCCGUGUCUGGGCCCACGGUAGUCAGCAGUGGGGGAAGAAUCUUGGUGCACACCAGCAGCCCAGGAAUGUCCUCAGGUCCAGUCAGCCCACGUAGGAUGGUAAAUGUCAGUCGGGGAACUCCUCCUCCCAUCCCGCCAAACAAACCAUCGUUCCCUGUGACCACCGCGAGCGUGUCAAAACCAAUCCCCUCUACGCAGAAACAGUCAAAUAUAUCGACCACCCUGAACAAAGACGGGCGUAUGGUGGGCUCGAAUGUGCAUAUACCUAUCAGCGUGGUUCACACUUCGUCUGUAUCAACCUCAUCCAAGGCCCGCGCACCCAGCCAUGAGGGCUCGCCAGCCUCAUUACGGAAACCAGCUCAGUUUGGUGGCGAUCCCCCCUCCCCCACCCCCAACAGUGACCUACUUAACCCACCCACCUCUGCCUCCUUUGACUUUCUGGGUCAGGAGAUGGCUGACCUUCAACAGCUGCUUGUCUCCAUGGUGACAGUAUCUACAUAUUCGUCUGGAGUAGAGUCCGCGAGUGAAGUAGAUAGUGUGUGUUCAUCAUCAAAAUCAACAUUCUCAUCUUCAUCUCUGCCUGACAGCAUGACAUCAUCAAAUUCUGCGACAUCACCUCCUGUGGAGAACAUGACACCAUCAACGUUAGUGACAUCACAUCCUGUGGAGAACAUGACAUCAUCAAAAUACAUGACAUCACUUUCUGAAGGCAUGCCAUCAACUUCUGAUUCAACCACAUCAGUUAAUGACAGCAUUAAAUCUCAUUUAGAUGAAAGCAUGAAAUCGAAGAACAAAGGAUCAGCAGGCACAACUUCUUUGUUAUCUGCAGACUCAACUUUGUUUUCUGAAAGUCAUUUGAAUUCUUUAGUGUCGUCACCUUAUGUGCUUUCAAAACAUUUUCAAACAAGUGAUUCAGAACAAAAGGCCAAAGCAUUAAGUGAUAGUUUAGAUAAAGACCCCAAACCCAAGACUACAUUUUCUACUGUCAUAUCAGUGGUGUCAACUUCUAGUUCAUCAUUAUCAUUUAACUCACCUCAGACUGUUAAACAACCAACAGCAUCUUCUGUAUCCAAACUGUCUCCCACUGAUUCAAACCAGUCAUCUGUGAUAAAUCAAAGCAGUUCUUCUACUGAGUCUGUCCACUCGGCUGGUAUGGCAGCCAAUACCCCAAGAGUUUCAACUAGUUCUGUCAGUCUGUCCACACCACUAAGCCCUGUUUGGUCCCAGAAUGAACAGUUGAAGGGAAGAAAGACAGGAGACAAGGCCCCUAUAUCAACUGUUGUCAGGGUGACAAGAAUGGACCAGCAGAAUCAAGAUAUUCCUGCUUCACCUAUACACAGGUAUGCCUCCCUGGGUGUGGUAGAUGCCCUGAGGAAGCUGAUAGUUGACCUGGAAGCCGAUGUCAACUUGCCCAUGAAGGACGGAACAACCCCCGCACACUGUGCUGCCAAGAAUGGACAAGAGGAGUGUUUACAGCUGUUGUUGGAACGUGGAUGCCAUGUGAACAGUCUCCGUGAUGACCAACAGACACCGGUACACUGUGCCGCCUCCAACGGACACAUAGGGUGCCUUAAAAUGUUGCUGGCAUGGGAAGGUAACCCCUGUCAGUAUGAUGGGGCAGGGUGGUCUCCCCUGCACUGGGCCGCCUACAAGGGCCACACCAAGGCCUGCAGGACCCUAUUAGAGUAUGGGGCUCAGAGGCGCACUUACACAAAUAAUAACUGGACCCCAUUGCACCUUGCUGUCCAGGGGGAGUGGCCCGAGUGUCUAGAUCUCCUACUGACAUGGGAGACUGACCAACCUACUGACCAGUCAGAAUUGGCCAGCCAUGUCCAGCAGAUGGCCAGUCAGGUUGUGGACAGGGAUGGACAGACAAUUGCACACAUGGCAGCAGCUAAACAAUCACAGAAGGUUUUAUCUGUGCUGCUGUCUCACUGUGGGACUGACCUGGUUGUACGGGACCGCUGGGGCCGAACUGUGGCCGAUGUUGCCUCUCCUGCCUGCCACCAACUGCUGCAGUAUUAUGCAGAGUCUGGUGUGGUCAGCAUCACAGUUGAGUUGCAGUGUUCUGGACCAUUAUACAGCCAGCAGGGCUCAUACCUGAUUGGUCAGAUCAAGGUCCAUCCCUCUGUUCACUGGUCUCAGCUGGAUAGGACCGCCUCCAGGUGUCUACAGGAGUACCUUGACCAGCUGGACCGGGGCCUACGUACCAAGAAGACUGUCAGACUGGACCCUGACUCCCCUGGGGAGAAUGAAUCACACUUUACACUCGGGCUCAACACAGACAGUAUCCAUGGAUACAUGAUUGGCUCUGUGUUUUGGAGACCGGCAGACGCUUGGCCCAGUGUCAGACUACAGGAUGUUCUAUGUAACCAGCAGAAGGCAACCCUCACUAUCAUACUGAAAGGAUCAACCAUUGACCUUGACUCCCUUUCCUUUGAUCUUCUUCUUCCCAAGCCACUUAUAGAAAGUUACAUAAGGCUGCUGGAGCAGUACCGAAGUGUCGUAUUUUACGGACCUGAUGGCUGCCGCAAGAAACAGCUUGUCAAACGACUGUCCAGACAUCUCACUGAGUAUGAGCGAGAGCGACAUGGUGAGUCCCGUCUCUCACAGGUCUACCUACACAGAGACUACUCACACAGGGAUUUCGUGCACCUCCUCAAAACUGAAGGCUGUAUGUUACCAGUGGGUGAGGAGACUGGCCGAUGUUGUGUGCUGGUGUUGUUUCACCUGGAGAAAGUCCACCUUGCCGCAGUAUUAGCCAGCCUGGCAGAAUAUAUAGACAUGCGUGGGAACCAGCAUGCCUUCACUUUGCCAGGUGCAGACGGUGUACAAGAACUGUAUUAUUUCCCUGAAAACUUCUACCUGAUAGCCACCAUGGAUAAACCCAGGUCAACAGGGCUGGACCUGGGGCUGCAGCAGCGCUUUCGCUGGGUUCACUUCCGGGUGCGGGCCGAGCCUUUGCGGAACAUGCUCGCCCGACACCUACUACGUAGACUCCUACAUACAUACGGCGGGGAGGUGCCCGGGACGGAGGAUGAGGUGUUCAAGGUAUUGGAAUGGCUACUGUGUGUGUGGCAGAGACUGAACUAUGGGGUGGGCAAACUGGGGCUCCAGGACCUCACAUUUGGGCCUGACCUUUUCCUGCCUUGCCCCUUGGAGACUGGAGACUCUAAGAAAAUUCUAAGUUGGCUAAAGACUGUGUGGAAUGAAGUGAUAGCCCCGGGUGUUCGGGAGGCCAUAUCCCAGGGUUCGGGCCGGGAAUCCCACGGGGAGGGACAACAGAAGGUGGCCAACACAGCCCUGUAUGUCCUCAUGCAACGGGCAGUUGUCCCAGGGUGUCCCCUGGAUGGACCAGAGAAGAACAGUUACCUGUCCCAGCUCUCAGGUAGUAAUGAGCUGGAGGUUCAACUCAGGGGAGAUAAACCUGCCCACACUGUUACCUCCCUAGGCAACCGACACCCGCUAAACAAUGGUAGCCAUAGCAACACAGAGAACAGCAAAGUGCCCACACAGAACAGGCACUCUAUUGGUUCAUACACUUCACUGACUCAUCCUAACAACUACAGUAGCACUGGCAACACCGGCAGCAGUUUCAAGAGGCGUUCCCACUCGGACCAGGAGGUUUACCACAUAGGAGAAACAGAGAUUCCCAUCAUCCAUGAGGGCAGGGGCCACAGCUUAGGGGACAUCCAGGCAAAGGUGCCCAAGUUGGAGAUCCGCUCUCCCGUCUUGGGGCUGCCUGUCUCAAUGCCCAGUAGCCAGUCUUCCCAAGACUCUCCUCGGGACUGGCAAGGGCCUAACAGACAGAUGGCCUCCAGCUACAGUGGCGUCCCUGGUCACCCAGGCAGCUCAGGUCACAUCUCCACGGCUCGAAGAUCAACUUUCUCCACCCACACCCGUAUACCCCAACCUUCUGGCUCCCGGCGGGCUCAGUCAUCAGAGAACCUUAACAUCCCUCUCCAACAACCCACUGCCCACCCUGUCUCCACCCCUCCCAGCACUGGCCCCAACCCUGGGCAGUCUCCCCCUUCUAGUCCCUUCUCAUUCUCUCUCACCACACCAAACUCCUCUUUGUUCUCCUUCAAGAUGUUUGAUAAAGGCAAUGAGAGGAAGCAAGCCAAGAGUCGCAGUCUCUCCUCCAGUCCAACCUCUUUGUUAUACCCUUCAGGCUUUAGUAGACGCUAAUGUGCAAUGUACCUUACUGUGUUUACACUUGUUUGUUAUACAGUGAACUGCCAUCGUCUAAGAUCAAAUGUAGCUAUUGUUAUCAGUCAUAAGCCCAUUGAUGUUCCAUAUUUUAUGUAAUUUGUAAAUUUAUAUCUUUAUUUUAUAUCAUAUUUAUUGUUCUACAAAUUCAUGUACUUUCCGAUUAUUUUGUAUAGGAACAUUUUUAUGGAAUGUUAAUUUCAUAGUUCAAACUUGUACUGGUUUAUGUCUUGAUAAUGAUCUAUUAAUAUGUCAAUUAGGUAGUGUGAUUUUAUGAUUGGUAUGAUUUGUUGAUUGUAUGUCAUCAUGUGGAAGAGCUGGUUUGUAGAUAUUGCAUAAACCAAGGGCUUUCAGCGGUAACUGUAUAUUGUAUGGAGCAACAUUUUAUUAUCUCCCUUCACUGUGAUCUGAUUUUGUAUUGCGUGUGUUUUUGUUCAUUUUAUGCCAUGGCAACAACUUGCAAAUUAUUGCCCUAAAAAUUUUUAUACAUAUUUUUUUAUUGCAAUUGGCUUUAAGGAUUUUAUACUUGUAAACAAUUUUUAUAUAGAGAAGGAUUUCUUGUUUUAAUGAGGUUUUAUCAUUCAAUUUCCGCUUUGAAUUUUUGAGUCAUUUUGUUUUAUACACUUAUAUGCUUGAAUUUCUAGAAUUUGAAAUACAGGAAGUACUUAUUUACAUUGUCAGUUCCUACAUCUUUGCCAGACUUAGAGCUGUCUUGCCACUUUCAUUACUGUUGCAAUGUAUUUAUGUGAUUAAAUUUAUGUCCCAUAAUUAUACAUGUAUCAUCAACAUAGCUUUCAUAUUAAACUGGCAUGCCUGUAGUUGUUAUGAAAGAGUUAUGCAUAUACAUGUAUGAGACUACUCAGUUAAACUGUGAUCAUAUUAUGGAAUCAUUUAAGAGGGCGUAUAAUAGUAAAUGGUAUUUGAAUGCCUAAUAUUGUUUACAAGUUAAGGUCUCCAACGUACAAUGAUGUGGGUUUAGAUGCCAGGUGCCCCCACCCACAUAUUAUUGUGGUAUUAUUGUGGUAGAUCUGGAAAGGAGUUGAUGUGUAGAGAAAGAACAUGUGAAAACAAUCUGGUUGGGCCUUAAAGCUGCACUCUCACAGAUUAACUGUUUUUACAACUUUUUUAUUUUUUUGUCUUGGAAAAUUUUUGCGUAAAUAUCUGCAAACAAAUGAUAAAUGAUUGCUGACAACAGAUUGCUGACAAAAGUUCAGAUCGCAGAUUUGCAUAUUUCUGUUCGAAAGUGAAUGUUUAAUUUUUGAACUUAAUUAUAAUAAAAUGUGAUCUAAUUUUUUGUCAGCAGUCUUGUAUCACUGGUUUCCAUGGAUUUUUGCAAGAAUUGGCUCGUUUCAAGACAAACAAUGAAAUAGUUGUCAUAACGUUCAAUCUGUGAGAGUGCAGCUUUAAAAUAUCGCAGAAUAGGUUAAUUUACAUCCAACUUCAGUUGAAAUAAACCGGAAAAAAACAACUACAAAAAUGUUAACUAUAGUGUACUUUCGGUCAUUUAUUUUUCAUAGUAAUCAUCAGCUAGAAAUACUGUUUCAAAUGAUCAGAAAUAUAUAAGGCCACCAGGCAUAAGAAUUGAACAUGACCAUCAACAGUUAAUUGACAGCUUAUUUAAGAUCACUGAUGGUUCAUUUACAGUAUGACCUCAUUUGACUAAAGAUUGGCGCAGUUUCCAAUUCAAUAUCAAUUUGGUAAUUUGUAUGCCUUCAAAACAUGUAAUUUAAAGAGAAUGGUCUGUUUCAGUAUAAGAUUGUAAUAUUUUUAACCUUGUAGAUAUUUCACUCAUGGCCAUUUCACUCAUGAUCUGCCCUCGGUGAAAUAUAUAGCCAUCUUCAACUGAAACAAACAAUUAUCCUUUACACAAUUUUGGGAAUAAAUUUGUCACAGAGUGGUUUUGGUGAAUGUGAUAUAAUUUUGUGAGUUGGAAAACUUCCUACUUUAAGUAUUUUGUUGAUUAUAAGGACAUGCUUUAAGGUGUGUGAUCCAUAGAUGUGUGAGAUUCAUAUGCCAUGUGACCACAUAUUGUUUUGGAAUUACUUGAGAAGUUUUUAUGUGUAGAAAAGUAAAUGUACGAACUGUAAUGACUUUGUUGAUGAUGUACUUCUGUUCAUUUAACACUCACCACUUGUUAUAUAGGAAUCGCCUUUUCCUGUCCCGCUGUCUGUCCUGGGACAUUGGGACACAGUUUACUUUUUUCCAUAACUCUAUGUAUCUAUGAGGUAUUGACUCCAAACUUCAUGCACAUUUGUUGUGUUGAGGAGAAGUGCUGUGCAAAAGAAACAUUAUUUUGUGUAUGGUAUUUUUAAGAGUUAUUUCCCUUUUUUCUACUUCUCUUUUUUCUGGGAGAAGUCUACUUUUCUCCAGAAUAGAACUCCAUAUGUUUUUGAGGUAUAGACUUCCAACUUCAUUCACAUACAAACUGUGUUGAGGGGAAGUGUUGUGGACAAGAAGCCUUACUUUGGGUGUUGCAUUUUUAGAGUUAUUGCCCUUUGAUUAUUGUUAUACUUAUAUUUUUACUUCUGUCCUUAACUCUUUAUGUUCUUCUUUAAGGUUUUGAUUUCAAACCUCAAACAUAUACUUUCUGUGUUGAGGAGAAGUGUAACAGUUGGUGUAGUUCGGUAAUAAUCACAUCCAGUGAUAGCUCGAGUUUAUUUUAGUUACCUUUCUAAUGAUACCAAACUUGUAUGGGGGUCACCAGUCAUUGAAAUGUAACAUUACAGGUAUCCGCUAUCAUAGAACUGACUGAUUUGUAGGUCAGAUAUCUUAACUUCCAAGAACAGACACAAACUUAUUUCAUCUUUUCUUGCCAAAAUAUUUGGACCUAACAUUAGUUGGGUUUAAUAUGUCAGACAGUGAAAAUGAACACUAUUUCGAUAUAGAAAAGGCGUUAGUUCAGACUUCCAGACUUGAGAAUCCGUUUAAUUAAGAACUAUUCAUUCUUCUUCAAAUAAUCAUUUUUUGACUUGCAUAGUAAUUGUUUAACAUUCCAAAAGAAGAGAACUUACUUAUCUCUGGGUAGAGGUAAACAACCCCUUCGCCCCAUGUAGUAUAGUCGGUCGGUGCAUGAAUACAGAAUACAUGUAUGUUCACUAUACAUGCUGACUUGCAUACUGACCAUGUUAUUGAUAGACAUUGUCUUCCUGCAUUAUUCUAUACAGGUAUCUGUGUUAUUGAUUGAUACAUGUAUUAUCAUGACUGUACAGAGAGUUGAUACUAAGGCUUAAGUUAUGAUGGUAAAGAUCUGCAGUUGUUAAAGGUGGCGCCACCAUAUGAUAUGUUAAUAUACAUGUGCAAACUUGAAUGUUGGUUUUCUAAAAAUAUGAAAUAAAAAGUUUAAAUAAA
Mya arenaria is the source of this 9039-nucleotide messenger RNA. Its product is annotated as cortactin-binding protein 2-like. Lineage: Eukaryota; Metazoa; Mollusca; Bivalvia; Myida; Myidae. The record is from RefSeq and is a predicted model, not a curated record. Gene Ontology annotation, molecular function: protein binding. The transcript has 26 exons. The coding region runs from base 193 to 5670 and encodes 1825 amino acids.